AUGGAUCACCGAUCUUACAUCCUGUCAGCCGUACUUCCUGGACUCAGAUCACCUGUGUACAACAGACCAUGCCAACAUAUGGUGCAAAUUACGCUACAACAUAAUACCAACAGCUAUCUCUUCUUACAGUUUUACAAACACAAGAUGAGCUCUAAGAUAUCUCUGCGCAGUGUCGCUAACACGUCUGCUCCAGUCGUGCCACUAGGCCUGAGAUCAUGUGGCUGUGCUCGACGUUUUAUACCGCAACACUCACAAAGUGCCCCAGUUCUGGCUCGUCGGAGAAGCAGAUCUAGUACUGGUAGCAGCUCUAAAUCCGUAGGAAGUGGUCGAAACACACCUUCUCCUUCUCCAAUGACAAGAUCGAACACCAGACUGAAGCAGAAGUCUCGUUCUGAGAGUCACUUAGCUGGGCUGGCCUCACCUCCUCCUCCACCUGAUCAUACCAGUAGUGGCGACAUACUGAGGCCUUGUCUUCAGCCAGUUCAUUUCUCCACUACUCUUCUCAUCCGCCUUGGACCGAACAGACAACAUUAUUUGGAACAAGUCAAAUAUGAGAUGAAAUAUGGACCUGGACCCUAUCAAGAUGAGCCCAUACUUAACAACCAACAGUUUAAAACUGAACUAGAGGUACAACUAGAAAAUCACCUUCCAGCAGAUAAUACAAACCAAACAUGA
Molecule: messenger RNA, 675 nt
Organism: Macrosteles quadrilineatus (aster leafhopper)
Lineage: Eukaryota; Metazoa; Arthropoda; Insecta; Hemiptera; Cicadellidae
Exons: 6
Coding region: 1-675 (224 amino acids)
Source: RefSeq, a predicted model, not a curated record